Strongylus vulgaris is the source of this 306-nucleotide messenger RNA. The record is from the annotation of a GenBank genome assembly. NCBI's taxonomy places the organism in Eukaryota, Metazoa, Nematoda, Chromadorea, Rhabditida, Strongylidae.
GUAAUAUCCGCGAUUGAUCGUACUAUGAUCUUGGCUGAUGCUUUCGAUCUUGCGAAGACCUCGAAACUCAGCAUAGCAACAUAUCUGGAUCUGUUAGUUUAUGCUGAAGAGGAAAUGAAUAGAAUGACAUGGCAGUUAAUCCACAAACAUGUAGGAUAUAUAGAAGACCUUAUAGAAGAGACUCCGUUCGCACACACUUUCAAGGAUCUCCAACGAUCACUUAUUCUUCGACCAUAUGAACGCAUUGGAUGGGGAAGCAAUUCUACCGAUACCCCUGCUCUGAAAGGAUUGCAGGUUUUAGCUUAA